UCCCGCUCACUCACACCCCCGACUCCCACAGUGAAGAGCACCGUCCCGCCUAUAUAUCCCGCGCAUGCACCGGCGUCUCGGCUUAGGCCGCAGCUCCAUCGACCGACCGACACACCGACCUCCUCGCCGCCGCGCGCAGAGACGCACCGGCACGGUGCGGCGUACCUGAGAACGCCGUAGCGUGCGCUUUCACGAGGCCGGGUCACCAUGAAGACCGGCGCCGGUGAGGCUGUCAAGUCGCCGAUGGCCGGGCUGCGGGCCGGGGCCAUCGUCAAGCUCAACGCCGCCUUCCUCGCCUUCUUCUUCCUCGUCUACAUGGCCCUCCUGCUCCACCCCAAGUACUCCCACAUCCUCGACCGCGGCGCCUCCUCUCUGGUCCGCUGCACCUUCCGCGACGCCUGCCCGUCCACGUCCCACCUCUCACGGAAGGUAAGCCGGGAGGAAGAUCAGUGGCGGCGGCGAACAAGGUGGUGGCGACGGAGCGGAUCGUGAACGCGGGGCGCGCGCCGACCAUGUUCAACGAGCUGCGCGGCCGGCUGCGGAUGGGCCUGGUGAACAUCGGCCGCGACGAGCUGCUGGCGCUGGGCGUGGAGGGAGACGCCGUGGGCGUGGACUUCGACCGCGUGUCGGACGUGUUCCGGUGGUCAGACCUGUUCCCGGAGUGGAUCGACGAGGAGGAGGAGGACGGCGUCCCCUCCUGCCCGGAGAUCCCCAUGCCGGACUUCUCCCGGUACGACGACGACGGCGUGGACGUGGUGGUGGCGGCGCUGCCGUGCAACCGGACGGCGGUCCGGGGGUGGAACCGCGACGUGUUCAGGCUGCAGGUGCACCUGGUGGCGGCGCACAUGGCGGCGCGGAAGGGGCGGCGCGACGGCGCCGGCCGGGUGCGCGUGGUGCUGCGGAGCGAGUGCGAGCCGAUGAUGGACCUGUUCCGGUGCGACGAGUCCGUGGGGCGGGAGGGGGACUGGUGGAUGUACAGCGUCGACGCGCCGCGCAUGGAGGAGAAGCUCCGGCUGCCCAUCGGCUCCUGCAACCUCGCGCUGCCGCUCUGGGGGCCAACAGGCAUCCACGAGGUGUUCAACGCGUCGGACCUAACAGCGGUGGACGCCGGCAGCCAGCGGCGCGAGGCGUACGCGACGGUGCUGCACUCGUCGGACCGGUACCUGUGCGGCGCCAUCGUGCUGGCGCAGAGCAUCCGGCGGUCGGGCUCCACCCGCGACAUGGUCCUCCUCCACGACCACACCGUCUCCAAGCCGGCCCUCCGCGCGCUGGUCGCCGCCGGCUGGAUCCCGCGCAGGAUCCGGCGCAUCCGCAACCCGCGCGCGGAGCGGGGCUCCUACAACGAGUACAACUACAGCAAGUUCCGGCUGUGGCAGCUGACGGAGUACUUCCGCGUCGUCUUCAUCGACGCCGACAUCCUUGUCCUCCGCUCCCUCGACGCGCUCUUCCGCUUCCCGCAGAUCUCCGCCGUGGGCAACGACGGCUCCCUGUUCAACUCCGGGAUCAUGGUGCUCGAGCCGUCCGCGUGCACGUUCGAGGCGCUCGUCCGCGGGCGGCGCACCAUCCGGUCCUACAACGGCGGCGACCAGGGGUACCUGAACGAGGUGUUCGUGUGGUGGCACCGACUGCCUCGCCGGGUGAACUACCUCAAGAACUUCUGGGCCAACACCACCGGGGAGCGGGCGCUCAAGGAGCGGCUGUUCAGGGCGGAGCCGGCGGAGGUGUGGUCCAUCCACUACCUCGGGCUCAAGCCCUGGAGGUGCUACAGGGACUACGACUGCAACUGGAACAUCGACGACCAGCGCGUGUACGCCAGCGACGAGGCGCACCGGCGGUGGUGGCAGGUGUAUGAUCAGAUGGGGGAGGUGAUGCGGGGGCCGUGCGCGCUGUCGGAGCGGAGGAAGAUCGAGAUCGCGUGGGACAGGCACGUCGCCCAGGAGAUCGGGUACGCCGACGAGCACUGGAAGAUCAACAUCACCGACCCCAGGAAAUGGGAGUAGUGCCACGCCACGGCGGGUCUCCGUGGACACGAACGUGACUAGUCUAACUGGCCGCGCCGGCCGGCCGGAGCGGCGGCAGCAGCUGAUCGAGCUCGCCGCAUUUUGAGUUAUGAUUUCUCUAUUAUUUUUUGUCCAUAUAAUACGUACGUAUACACAAGCAUGCAUGUGGUCAUUGCACAAACUUUGGUGGUUGAAUAAUGAGUAGUCAUUCAGUUGAGGAAA
Messenger RNA from Aegilops tauschii subsp. strangulata, 2222 nucleotides. RefSeq names its product UDP-glucuronate:xylan alpha-glucuronosyltransferase 2. NCBI's taxonomy places the organism in Eukaryota, Viridiplantae, Streptophyta, Magnoliopsida, Poales, Poaceae. The record is from RefSeq and is a predicted model, not a curated record. Gene Ontology annotation, molecular function: glycosyltransferase activity.